AUGACUUCUAAAAGACAAUACAUUGUAUAUCCAAACAGGUCUUUCCAAAGGGAAAACCGUGCUGUCAACCUAAAUUUAAGGGGGAGGGUUAACUUUCCAUCAUCAAGUUGCAACUCAGAGAAUAACAUCACUUUCAGAAAGCCAGAAAACCGUGAAAUAACUCGAAACUGGAUUCUCUCUAUGCAUAAAAAUGCAGCCAAAGUUUCUGAAGUUGAAAUUUCAAUUCCUCCUAGUCUACACAAAUCCCUUACUGAUUCUAAAGAGUCUUUGAUUAGUUCAAUCAUGGAAGAAUGUGGUAAAGUCCAUAUUCAUUUUCCAAGUACCAAAUUGGGCCUUCAAAAAGUCAUUAUUAGAGGCCCUGCAGAAAAUGUUGAAAAGGCUAAGAAAAAAUUUCUGCAACUUGCAGAAGAACAAACCAAGAGUUAUUCUGUGGCUGUCCCUGUAAAGUCAAAGUAUCAUCAAUUUCUUAUGAGUGAAAAUGGUGGCAAUCUUCAUAAAAUCUGUGAGAAGACAGGGACACGUAUAAUUUUCCCUACCUUUAAGAACAAGAAUCAAGAAUCAGUAACAAUCAUAGGGACAGAAGAGGCUGUUAAAGAUGUGCAAAGAGAGGUAGAGGUUUUACUGAAAGAUCUGGAGAAUGUGGUAGAAGAUAGCAUACUAAUAAAUCCCAAAUUCCACAAUUACUUUGUCAUGCAAAGGGGACAGCUUUUACAAAAAAUAAUUAAGGAAAAUGGUGGAGUUUUUAUUAACUUUUCAUAUGCAGGAAAGGAGAGUACAAAAGUCACAAUAAAAGGAGCAAAGGCUUGUGUUGAAGCAGCGAAGAAACAUAUUCAAGAGAUAUUUAAGCCUUUGAGUUCCCAAGUCACAACACGGUGUGUUGUUCCCCCCAAAUUCCAUCCUUUUAUCAUGGGACCUAUAUGCUCUAGAAUGCAACAAAUUACAAGAGAUUUUAAAGUUCAAAUCAAGAUUCCAGAUGCAGAAAAACCAACUACAAAUACAUGUCUAGAGCUUCAAGAUACUGGAAAAGAAAAGGGGGAAAAGAACACUAAAGGGCCUGCUUCAACUUCUAAAAAAAAAGGUGACACUAUUUCAGGAAAAGCUGAAAACUGCAAGACAGCCACCCAAGCUCUGGAAUCUCUUGUUCCUGUCACUGCUGAAGUCCAAGUACCUUUUCACCUACAUCCAUACAUAAUUGGGCACAAAGGAAGUGGUUUACGCAAGCUAAUAAAGGAAUUUGAAGUUCAUACUCAGGUAGUACAACCCGGAGGAAAUUUUCAUAUCAUAUCCAUUACAGGCAUGGAAGCAAAUGUAGAGCAAGCCAAGAUGAAGUUGCAAAAACAAGUAAAAGCUUUACAAAUGGAAAUAGAUGACCAGACAUUACGAAAUUUUAGACAAACAUUCAGUUUAGAUCCCAAAUAUCAUUCCAAGAUCUUUGGUAAUAAAGGUAUGCUUAUUUCCCAGAUUUGCACAGAAUAUGAUGUUACUGUUCAUCAUCCAAAGAAAGGAAGCAAUCCAAUACAAGAUCAAAUUACCAUUUCAGGUUCUAAAGACAACAUCCUAGGAGCUCGAGAUGCAAUAAUGAAAAUGCUGCGUAAAAUUGAAAAAACAGUUUCUAAGGAAAUCCCACUGAACCAUCAUGUUUGUGCCAAUAUUAUUGGAUUUGGUGGAAAAUCCAUUCAUAAAAUUAUGGAACAAUUCCAAGUAGAUAUCCGUGUACCUUCAAAAGUAACCCGUACUAAUUCUAGCAUCAUUGUGAGUGGAUCAUCUUGUAAUGUACAGGACGCAAUUAACUAUAUCUUGACUCUUGAGAAGCAUUUCCUGUCUGUUGGAAAGUAUGAACCUCCACUGGAGCAUGUUAAGCAUGGUGGUACUGGCCACAUAGCUGCAGAAACAUCUAAGACUUUUCAGAAAAGAAAUGCUCUUCGUAAUGCAAAAUCCACUUCCCAUCCUCCACGUGUGGACAAUUCUGAAGAUUUUCCCAAAAUGAAACAUCAAGUGCCUCCUAAACCUCAUCCUUGGAGACCAUAA
Molecule: messenger RNA, 2028 nt
Organism: Microtus oregoni (creeping vole)
Lineage: Eukaryota; Metazoa; Chordata; Mammalia; Rodentia; Cricetidae
Product: vigilin-like
Cellular component (GO): nucleus; cytoplasm
Molecular function (GO): mRNA binding
Source: RefSeq, a predicted model, not a curated record